Messenger RNA from Coregonus clupeaformis (lake whitefish), 2863 nucleotides. Its product is annotated as histone acetyltransferase KAT5-like. NCBI's taxonomy places the organism in Eukaryota, Metazoa, Chordata, Actinopteri, Salmoniformes, Salmonidae. The record is from RefSeq and is a predicted model, not a curated record. Gene Ontology annotation, biological process: regulation of DNA-templated transcription. The transcript is spliced from 15 exons. Gene Ontology annotation, molecular function: histone acetyltransferase activity. Bases 24 to 1796 code for a protein of 590 amino acids.
GCUUCUACAUUGUACAUUCGCAGAUGACCAAAAUGGCGGAUUCGUCGGUCGAUGUAGUCGAGGGCUGUAGGCUCCCUGUUCUCCGAAAAAAUCAGGAAAACGAAGAUGAGUGGCCCUUGGCCGAAAUUCUUAGUGUGAAAGAGAUCCCUGGGAGAAAACUCUACUAUGUCCACUAUAUUGACUUCAACAAGCGUCUGGAUGAGUGGGUUACGCCGGACAGGCUUGACAUGAAGAAGCUCCAGUUCCCUAAGAAGGAAGCUAAAACGCCCACUAAGAACGGGCUUCCGGGGUCGCGGCCCAGCUCCCCGGAGAGAGAAGUGGUAAGAGCGGCCGGAGCUGGCACCCAACAUACUCCCAGCAGGCCCCCCCAGCCGCAAGCCCAGCAGAAGUCUAUACCCACCAAAACUUCUCUACCAGACUUUCAAGUGUUGCAACAACAAGCUCAGAGGAAGAGUCUAGAUCUCAACCUUCAAACUGCCACUGCUCCUUCCAGAGGCAAAACCCUCCCCACACCGAAGAGGAAAGCAGAGUCUGUGUCCCUGGCAACACAAGUGUCCCCAGCAACCCCCGUGCCAUCCUUGCCAGGUUCGGCUGAAGCCUCCCAGGCGUCUGUUUACCCUGCUGUAAGGGACACCAACACCUUCAUCCUCAAAUCAAACGCCCGCGAUGACCAUGAGCAGCUUACCUCUCUCACCACGAAUGGUACUGCCCGUCGCCCCAUGCCCAAUCAGCCAGGCAGGAAGAGGAAGCAGCCGCCCAACUGCGGGGGAACCGAUGAGAUAAUAAAGGUUUUCCAGUAUAACAACAGCCCUCGAUGUGCCAAUGUCUAUCUGCCGCCAGGAGAGGACUCGCAGGACAGCUCUGAUGGCAUCCCCUCCGCCCCUCGCAUGACUGGCAGUCUGGUGUCAGACCGUAGCCAUGAUGACAUUGUCACGCGUAUGAAGAACAUUGACUGCAUUGAACUGGGCCGCCACAGGCUGAAGCCCUGGUACUUCUCCCCCUACCCACAGGAAUUGACCACAUUGCCUAUUCUCUACCUCUGCGAGUUCUGCCUCAAGUACCUCAAGAGCCUCAAGUGUCUGCAGAGGCAUCUGACCAAGUGUAAUCUUCGGCAUCCACCUGGCAAUGAGAUCUACCGCAAGGGCACCAUCUCCUUUUUUGAAAUAGACGGCAGAAAAAACAAAACAUACUCUCAGAACCUGUGUUUACUUGCCAAGUGUUUCCUGGACCACAAAACCCUGUACUAUGACACAGACCCCUUCCUCUUCUACGUCAUGACAGAGUACGACUCCAAGGGCUUCCACAUAGUGGGCUACUUCUCCAAGGAGAAAGAGUCGACGGAAGAUUACAACGUGGCCUGUAUCCUCACCUUACCUCCCUACCAGCGGAGAGGCUACGGCAAAUUGCUCAUUGAGUUCAGUUAUGAGCUCUCUAAGGUAGAGGGGAAGACGGGCACACCAGAGAAGCCUCUGUCUGACCUGGGGCUGCUUUCAUACCGCUCCUACUGGUCCCAGACCAUCCUGGAGAUCCUCAUGGACCUUAAGCCUGACAACGGGGAGAGGCCGCAGAUCACCAUCAAUGACAUCAGCGAGAUCACCAGCGUCAAGAAAGAGGAUGUCAUAUCAACACUUCAGUACCUUAACCUAAUUAACUACUAUAAGGGCCAGUAUAUCCUGACUCUUUCGGAGGACAUAGUGGAGGGGCAUGAGAGAGCAAUGCAGAAGCGUCACCUGCGCAUCGACUCCAAAUGCCUUCACUUCACCCCCAAGGACUGGAGCAAGAGGGGCAAAUGGUAGAACCCUAUCUGGUUCUCCUGGCCUCUCUCACGCUUUCUCUUACCGCAGACUUUCCUGAAGCACUCCGGGUGAAGAGCACCACACAGGUCUCCUCAGAGAGGGAGCUUCAAUACAAAUACCAUUUUUUCUGUCAUAAUCGAAGAUUUAAAAAUGAACACGAACUGUGUUGAUAUUCAGCGUCAUUUUUCUGAAUCAUGUCCAACCUCCUAUUGCCCUCACCAGAUUCUGUCUGUCAUUGGCACCAGUAGUUCCAUUAGCUUAGUCUCAAUAGUAGGAAUGGUCAUAUCUACUAAUGUUGGAUAGAUGACUCCUACCCUCUGUUUCUUCACCUUCCUGGCAUUUGUCUUACUCAGCUUUCAAAACUCUUAGACUAGUCAGUAAUUAGUAUGUGCUUAUGUUAGUGAAAAUAACUCUGUUAUUGUUUUGGAUGUAAUCCUGGAUUAUGACUACACAUAUCCACAGUCUCAUUGAUCCUACCCACUAUGAGAAUUACAGAUCUUACCCCUAACUGCUUGUGACCAGUAGGAAUUGUAUAUACUGUAAUAUACUGUUUUAUAAAGGAUUUUUUUUAAUGGUUUUGUAUUUCUGUAUGUUAAAUGAGAUGUGCGGGGAUGCUCAGUACAGAAAAUAAGACAUGCUGAACUCUUGCAAGAAAGUAUAUUUGGAUACCUCUACAGUUGACUGUCCUUAAAAAAAAAAACUAACACAUAUUUGACACAAUAUGCGUGUCAUUUAAUGAGACUAUUUACUGUACAUUUGUGUGUGUAUUGUAAGGGAUUUGUCACAAGUGAUUCAUACUUUAUGUUAUUGUGUUAAUGUUUACACAGUUAUUCUAUUUCCCUUCCUAUUUAAGUACAAAUUCUACAUGUAUUUGUCUUCUCUUGUAUUAUAUGAAUACAGUGAAUGGGUUUGAAAGUGGUUUAGAUUUAAGGAAAGGGUGGGAAUGGGUGAUUCAAAAUGUUUGGCUACAUAUUGAAAAAGGCUAUAAAUCUAACAAACAGAUGAGCUUGAUAUAAGAGCCUUAAAGAGAGAUUGCUUUACACAUCUAAUAAACCAGGACACUUUUA